GAUAUCAACAGGGGUUGUGCACCUACUACCGGUACUUGUACUGUUUCGAUGUAUUGUAUCGGAAGAGCUACGGAAUCAUUAUUUUGUACGAUUGCCGGUACGAUCGCUCAUCAGCCCACAAACCGCUACUCCGAAAAGAUCUGAACGCAUCCAACAGUAAGGUAUAACGAGUAACCGAACAUUUUGCAUCASAUAACGACAUAAUACAACUCGACUCAGUGUAACACAUCCACAAAAAAACAUGAAGUUCCAUCUUUGUCUUUCCUUGCUCUCGAUUGCCUUCAUCGAAUCGACUUCGCCUGCCGCUGGUGCUCAAGUAGAACUCAUGCCCGAAGGCGAGGAGAUUUAUUACUUCUCACCUUCGGAAACUGCCGCUGCUGCUACUCCCCCUGAGUGCAACAAGGAAUAYGAAAGCAUACUGGAUAUCUGCGAAGCCGGUGCCUAUGAUCUCACUGAAUUUUGCCGACUCCUCKCAUUCGUGAACUACUUGGAUCUCUCCGAUAGCAACAAGUCCUUCACUAUAUUUGCCCCUACCGAUGAGGCCGUAAGUCGCCUAUUCGACGACGUCUUGGAUUCCAACGGAAUCGGUUCGACCCUGAUGAGGGAAAUCAUUCAAUCUAAUUACAUCGAUGGCCAGGUCGAAACUAGAGAUCUUGAAUGCAACUCCAAGCCAAACGUUGUAUCCAGCGCUGGGARAGAUCCGCMGAUCAAAUGCAAGGUCGACAUUACGGGAAAUACUGUUCCCUAUAUCAAGGGGAGGGGAAAUGCGCGUGGUUACAUCCCACGAUUUACCGACCCUCAAAACCCCAUCUUGACUUGCAAUUCGAAUAUCUACAAGAUUGAUGAWGUGGUGUUGUUGACUAAUUACGUUUAGAAAAUGAGUAUCAAGAUGCCCUUGGGGUUUGUUCCUGUUUUCAAUCGAAACGAAUUGGUAGAGGGGCACAGUAAUGUGCAUUGUAAMCMCUCAUCUUGAGAGCAGAUUUGCUCAUCGAAUCAUAGUUUCAUCUUUGGAUUACUCAAUUCCAAUUGUGCACGUGUAYUAAGUCUACAAAUUGAAUAGAUUGGAUAUUACCAAUUGGUAAUGUUCAAAUUUUUAAUUAUGAUUGUUACUCACCAUCAGCGCACACAAUUUUCA
This is a messenger RNA of Pseudo-nitzschia multistriata, 1135 nucleotides long. NCBI's taxonomy places the organism in Eukaryota, Bacillariophyta, Bacillariophyceae, Bacillariales, Bacillariaceae. The record is from the annotation of a GenBank genome assembly.